AAAUAUAUCAAUUGUUGCACAGUUUUAUAACUGCUAUUUUCAGUUAAGCCCCACUUAUUUUCACUCUCUCUCUCCGUCGCCCUAUUUUCCCUCAGACAACCCUCGGGCUCUCAUUGUUGAGGGUUUUCUCUCUCUUCACCGUCUCAAAGUUUUUUUGCUGGAUUGAGCCCGCUGGCUGUAAGAGUUUCAAGCGUACGGGGUUCUCUUGGAAUUACUAGGCAACUUGAACUACAAUUUUAUGGGAAUAAUCCAGUGCACUUUAGCGCAUAAGUAGUUCUGGAAAAAAAUGGGUGAUGAAAAUUUUAAUGAGACGAUCCUGACUGAGAAACUGUCUAAACUAAACAGUUCUCAGCAAAGCAUUGAGUCUUUGUCUCGGUGGUGCAUUUCUCAUCGUAAAAAAGCUAAGCAAGUUGUUGAAACGUGGGAGAAAUUAUUCAAAGCAGCACCAAAUGAACAACGCGUUUCCUUUUUAUACUUGUCCAAUGACAUCCUGCAAAAUAGCAGGCGCAAAGGCAGUGAAUUUGUCAAUGAAUUCUGGAAGGUUCUUCCAACAGCUCUUAAGAUUGUUUAUGACAGCGGCAAUGAAAGUUGCAGAAAAGUUGCCUUCAGACUGGUUGACAUCUGGGAAGAAAGAAAGGUUUUUGGAUCUAGGGGACAAAAUCUGAAAAAUGAAAUGCUGGGGAAGAAUCCUUCUCCAGUCAACAAUGGGAAAACCUCUAUUCCUAAUCCUAUUAAGGUGGUGAAGAGAGAUGCUACAUCUGUCAGAAUCAAAUUAGCUGUUGGAGGUUUGCCAGAAAAGAUUUUAACUGCGUUGCAGUUGGUACAUGAUGAAGCCGUCAACGAGGAAACAACCUUAGGCAAAUUUCAAAAAGCAAUUUCUUCUGUACAAGAAAUAGAGAAAGAUGUUCUAUAUGCUUCAUCUCAAGGAAACCUCAAUGGUUCUGAUGUUGUUGAUAAUUUAGAGAGACAGGAGAGUACUAUUAAGCAAUGCAUUGACGAACUUGAAAAGUCUGAAGCAGUUAGAGUUUCCCUUGUUUCACAGCUUAGAGAAGCACUUCAGGAUCAAGAAACAAAGCUGGAGCAGGUUCGAAGUGAGAUAUCUGUUGCUCGUAGCCAGAUUGAGCAAGCAGCUAAUAUCAGACUCCAGCUAACACCGAACUCUUCCGUACCACAACCUGUAAAUCAAGUGGUGAUUGAACCAUCUUUUCCUCCUGCGAUUCCAACAACCAACGUCUCUGUGCCGCCUCCUACCAAUCCUCUGACUUCAUUUGUGAACUCCACCGUGGAGGAGAGUAAGAAGGCUGCAGCUGCAGCUGUUGCUGCAAAACUAGCCGCUUCAACAUCUUCUGCCCAGAUGCUCACAUCUAUUCUUUCAUCUCUCGUAGCCGAAGAGGCUGCAUCAAUGAGCACUGGCUUGAAACGGCAGAAGCUGGAGCCACCAAUGUCAUUUUCUGAUGGGAAGAACCCUGAAGGAGCCAACUCAACCUAUUUUCCGACUUCACAGCAGGCAAUGACCAGUAUGCCACCUGUUCAGUCCAGCACCGCGCAGGCUGUUUCUCAGGUGAACCAACUGCAGGCAUCAUUUCUUCCGCCGCCUCCGCCUCCACCACCACUUGCACCACCAGGUAAUUCUCCUUCGAAUCAAAUGAUCCAGUCUAAUAUGAUGGGGCUGCCCUAUGGUUACGGUGGAAACAACCUACUCCCUCCCCCGCUCUCAAAUGCACCAACGGGGUUUGUUAGGCCGAACCCUCCGCCCCAGCAGACACAGCAGCAGCCACAAUCACAGCAACUGCAGCAGCUGCAGCAGCCAGCAAGUGGUGGAUACUACAGGCCCGUCGGUAUCGGAUUCUACGGGCAAACCCACCAGCCGCCAACCCCUCCCAUACAUCGACAGUGAGGUUUUAUUGGUAAACACCGGACCUUGUGUUAUUUUUGUAUAUUAAUAGGACAGUAAACCAUGGCUAAGGACCUUUUUGACAGCUAUAUCAUAGUGUAAUAUCCUCCGGUCCGUGCCCUGCCGCGUCGUUGCGAUCGGGUUCCAUCGGAUUCUUUACGCGGCAUGCGUCGUGGUACUUGUAGCUCAUGUAAACUAAAUGUAGAAUUUAAGUAAUUUAGUCACAGAUAGACUAUAAGUACAAGGCUCUUCACCCUUUUUGUUGGCCUAAGUCUUCAAUUUUCUGCA
Salvia miltiorrhiza (redroot sage) is the source of this 2182-nucleotide messenger RNA. RefSeq lists its product as uncharacterized. The coding region runs from base 287 to 1897 and encodes 536 amino acids. The transcript has 10 exons. Gene Ontology annotation, biological process: mRNA 3'-end processing. Gene Ontology annotation, cellular component: RNA polymerase II, holoenzyme. NCBI's taxonomy places the organism in Eukaryota, Viridiplantae, Streptophyta, Magnoliopsida, Lamiales, Lamiaceae. Gene Ontology annotation, molecular function: RNA polymerase II complex binding. The record is from RefSeq and is a predicted model, not a curated record.